Prorocentrum cordatum is the source of this 672-nucleotide messenger RNA. NCBI's taxonomy places the organism in Eukaryota, Dinophyceae, Prorocentrales, Prorocentraceae. The record is from the annotation of a GenBank genome assembly.
AUGGAGUACAACAGCCGGACAUCCAACCCGAUUGUCAAAUGGUUCCACAAUUUCGGAGUUCUCAUGCUUCACCAUCGUGUUUUGAGGAGCGUAUUUCAGAGUGCCUGGCGAGAAAAGCAUCAUCCAGACAGUGCCUUCGCAAACCACUUCCGCGCACUGCGGAUGUACCAUCCCCGGGAGUGGUGGGGCGGCGCCCGGCAGCUUCCCUACAAGUGGGGGCGCGCCCACGGCGCGGCCCAGCGCGUCGUCAGUCACCCCGUUGCAUGGGAAGAUGUAUUCUGCGCAGUGUACGGUGAGCAGUGGCGGCUUGUUCGCGACUCCUGCCCGUCUUGCCAGGUGCGGCGCGCGAACCUGGAGUGCUUCGCGAAUGCUGUGUGCCAAGCGUUUGGUCUGCCCGAACUACCGGCGCGCGUGGCCAGCACGCCCGACAGUUGCUUGCCACCGCGGGCGAAGAAGGCUCGCAGUUCCCAUGUCUUGGAAGACUGCCCGGCCCAACAUAGUCUUGCAGACGCGGAUCGUCACGUCGAAUGGGGCGGUCUCAAACGUCGACUUGCUUUCGUGGUGGAUUGCCAGCCGGCGCAGCGCAUCCCAAUGGGCUUGCUACUUCUGAGUGAUCCAGCUUCAGAACAGAUCUUCACGGGCAUCUGCGACAAUUUUGGCCAAGUUUAUUAG